GAAGGUCUGUCCAUCAAGCUUCUCCCUCACCAGGUUGAAGGUGUCUCGUGGAUGAUCGACAAGGAGAUCGGAGAGCGCAAGAAGAACGGCGUCCUACCCAAAGGCGGUAUCCUAGCUGAUGACAUGGGUCUCGGAAAGACUGUGCAAUCUGUCAGCUUGAUUCUCCUGAAUCCUCGUCCAGAGCUCGAUGCAAAGCCACCGCCGGAGAACCCCAAACGCAAGAUGCCUGGUAAGGAGGUUGGUAAAGGCACGCUCGUUGUAGCUCCUCUUGCUCUCAUUCGCCAAUGGGAAAGCGAGAUCAAGACCAAGGUCGACAAGGCACACGCACUACGUGUACUGGUUCACCACGGCCCAUCUAGAACCAAGUUCGCUACAGAGCUGAAGAAGUACGAUGUGGUCAUCACAACCUAUCAGAUUCUCGCUUCAGAAUUCGCCGGGACCUCCGAUCACCCCGAUGGUGCAAAGGUCGGCUGCUACGGCAUUCACUGGUACCGUGUCAUCCUCGAUGAGGCACACUCAAUCAAGAAUCGUAACGCAAAGUCAACACAAGCCACUUACGGUUUAAGGAGUUGGUACAGAUGGUGUUUGACCGGCACACCUAUGCAAAACAACCUCGACGAGUUGCAGAGUUUGAUCUGUUUCUUGCAGAUCAAGCCAUACAACAAUCUUGCUACUUGGAAGGAGCAAAUCACAAUCCCGAUGAAGAACGGAAAGGGCAAUUAUGCCAUCAAACGCAUUCAGUACUUCCUCAAGGGCUUCAUGAAACGCCGAACCAAGGAUAUCUUGAAAGAGGACGGCGCUCUCAGCUUCGGUGGCAAGUCGAAGGAUGGGGAGAAGAAGAGCGCUGGCAUGAAAAUCGUUGAGCGCAAGGUCGAGACUAUCAUCUGCGAGCUUGAUCCGAAAGAACGUGACUUCUAUGACCAGCUGCAGGAGAGAGCACAGAAGCGUCUGGAUGACAUGAUGGGAGGUGAGAAGACCGAUUACAUUGGAGCUCUCGUCUUGCUCUUACGACUGCGUCAAGCCUGUAAUCAUCCGAAGCUUGUCUCUGGAUCUAUGGGCAAAGACAAGGACGCUCUAUCUACAGGACAACCCGCCCCUAGCCAGACGCCGCGAAAGAUCUCAGCUGCCGGCAGUCAAGACAAUGACAUCGAUGCCCUUGCCGACAUGUUUGGUGGCAUAAGUGUCCAGACUAAGGAUUGCGAUAUCUGCAGUUCCGAUGCUGAAUCUGAGGAGGGUGAAGGUGAUAUCUCCUAUUCCGGGCCCACCGGCGUAGAAGCUGCCUCGACCAAGAUCCGCCGCUUGCUACGAAUCUUGCAUGCCGAAACUCCCGAACACAAAACCAUCGUCUUUUCGCAGUUCACCAGCAUGCUCGAUCUGAUCGAACCACAUUUGCAGAAGUCCGCAAUCCGCUAUGUUCGCUAUGAUGGUGGUAUGCGUAAUGACGCUCGCGAGGCAUCUCUCAAGUCUCUUCGCGAUGACACCAAGACUCGCGUACUGCUUUGCUCUCUCAAAUGUGGUUCUCUGGGUCUCAACUUGACAGCCGCCUCGCGCGUAGUCUUGAUCGAACCUUUCUGGAAUCCAUUCGUUGAGGAGCAAGCCAUCGAUCGUGUCCAUCGUCUGAACCAAACCGUCGACGUGCGUGUGUUCAAGCUUACAGUUGGCAACACAGUCGAAGAACGUAUCAUAGAGCUUCAAGAGAAGAAGCGCGAGCUGGCCAAGGCAGCUAUCGAAGGCGGCAAGGCUGUGGCCAAGCUUACCAUGAAGGACAUCAUGAGUCUGUUU
Molecule: messenger RNA, 1782 nt
Organism: Aureobasidium subglaciale EXF-2481
Lineage: Eukaryota; Fungi; Ascomycota; Dothideomycetes; Dothideales; Saccotheciaceae
Exons: 2
Cellular component (GO): cytoplasm
Molecular function (GO): ATP binding; ATP-dependent chromatin remodeler activity
Source: RefSeq, a predicted model, not a curated record